UGGAUGAGAUGCAAGCGAAGGAGUUAAUUUCGAUCGAAAAGAUAUGUUGUUCAAGGGAUUUACAGACUUGAACAAAUAUACGCCCGAAGAUCAGAAAAAUCAACGCCUUGAUCACGCCUUAGUUUUUCUUUUUCAACCGUUUCGCGGCAAAUGGAUUCAGACAAUGGGAUCAUUCUUGAGUAAAGGAUGUGCCAACAGCAGAGUUCUGAAUAAAUUAAUAUUAGAGUGCGUUAUUUUGAUGGAAAAUGCAGAUUUUUAUGUCGAUGUCGUGACUACAAACGGAGCCUCAUGGAAUCGUUCCAUGUGGAAAUUGUUCGGUAUCGAAGGAUAAAAUAGUUGUUGCAGGCAUCCUUACUCAGUCGAUGUCGAUUCACCAUUACGAAAGUUAUGGUUUUGCUCCGACUUUUCGCAUUUGAUUAAGCUUUUAAGAAACCUCAUUAUGUCUAUAGCUGCGAUAUAGGUAAUUUCCAAUUUUAUUAUUUUCAUAAUAAGGUUACUAUUCUCAUCGCUUUUGAAAUAAUUUAGACGACUGUUAUUUUUAGACUCCUGACGGUAUUGUGAGAAAGAGACAUUUUGAGGUAGUUUUAGAUCUUGAUGGAGGAAAAAAAAGUUUCGGAUUUAAAAAUGCCCACAAAUUGACCCACCAUCACCUCAAUCCAAAGUUUUAUCAAAAAAUGAACGUUGCUAUGGCUUUUCAGGUAUUCUCACUGGAAGUUGCUACCGUAAUAGAUCUAUAUAAAGAAAAAGAUGAAAGACUGAAAGAUUCCGGGCCGACCAUAGCGUUUAUCAAACGGAUUAACAAAGUCAUUGUGGCAAUGACCUCUCGCAGUCCUAUUGAAGCAUUAAAACCGGAUAGCGAAAGUUCUAAGACUAUAAGUGACUUUCAGGAGUAUUUGGAGGAAUGGCACGACAAAGCUUUGGAAAAUGAUUGGAAGUUCUUGUCCCCUGGGACAUAUCAGGGAUUUCAAUUGACUUUGAAAAGCACAAUUGGAGUCACGACGUAUUUGACAGAAAAUUGUGGAUACGAAUAUCUGAUGACUUUACGUCUGAAUCAAGAUGCUCUAGAGAGUAUGUUCGGUAUGUACCGCGAUGCCAGUGGGUCAAGUGGUCACUCGGAUCCUCUGCUGUUCAUUCAAAUAUACAGAUUGAUGAGCUUUUAUUCACUCGUUAAACCACCGAAAGGAUCGAACGUCGAAGGAAGUGAGAUGUUUGACACACUGCUUGAUUCCAAGGAUGUUGAUUUGAAAGCAAAAACAAAUUAAUUAGAAUGGAGAAACACUUUGGAAAAAAUCAUCAAACAAGGAGAAAGUCACUCCAGAGAAUAUGAUUUAAGAGAUGCUCACGAUUAUAAUGUACAGAGCGCAAAUGAGUACGCCCAAGCAUACUUCUCUGGGUUUGUUGCUCACAAACUAAAAGAUUGGACGUCUUUCUCAGAGUGUCUUUCGUCGGCGUGUAAGAGUGAAGGGGAUUGUGAGAAAGACAGGAGAAUAAAGUUACUCACCAACGGGUACUUAAAGUUCCCGUCGGACACUUUAUUCAAUCUCUUGAUCGCUAUUGAAAGAGCAAUCCUCAAAACAAUUGGUGGCGAAGAGCUGAAUUGCUAUUCUUUCCAGCACAUAGCAGAGAAUAUCCUCGCCGAGAGUUUCCCGUUCGUCGGAUGUGAAGAACAUAAGGGAGCGUUGACAAAAAGGGUGAUUCACUAUUAUACAUUAAGCAGAGCACACAUUCUCAGCAAAACU
Molecule: messenger RNA, 1739 nt
Organism: Formica exsecta
Lineage: Eukaryota; Metazoa; Arthropoda; Insecta; Hymenoptera; Formicidae
Exons: 4
Coding region: 675-1262 (195 amino acids)
Source: RefSeq, a predicted model, not a curated record